Messenger RNA from Aegilops tauschii subsp. strangulata, 543 nucleotides. RefSeq lists its product as uncharacterized. The record is from RefSeq and is a predicted model, not a curated record. NCBI's taxonomy places the organism in Eukaryota, Viridiplantae, Streptophyta, Magnoliopsida, Poales, Poaceae.
AUGGAGGAAGAAGCAUCAAAGUCCUAUACUAUAUACUUUCAGGAGCAUGAACUUGUCAGAAAAACAACUUCUGCCGUCCUCGGCCGUUUUCAACAGAAUCGUUCUAAGAAAAUCUGCUUACCCAUUGGGCGGAUUAAGCUGGAAGUUGAAUUUGGUGAUGAGUACAAUUACAGAACGGAGUUUCUGAUGUUUGAGGUGGUCAAGAUUAAAAGCCCAUAUCAUGUUAUCUUUGGUUGGCUGGCUUACGCUCGUUUCAUGGCCUGGCCCAGUUAUGUUUAUCUCAAGCUCAAGAUGCCUGGACCAGAAGGCACUAUCACAGUUGAUGGCCACAGAAGGAUUGCUCUUGAGUAUGAAGAGGGGGACACAGCUUAUGCUGAAUCGGCCUAUGCAGCAGAGGAGUUGAAGUUUUACACAUCCAAUGUUGACCCGGCCGACAUGACACCCCUGAAGAAACCCACCACAGAGUCUGAUUCCCCGCUCAUGUUUAAGUCGGCCGAGGACAUGAAACAUGUUGAUUUCACCCCUGGCGACUCAUCCCAAUAA